AUGUAUUUCACACUGCUGCUUUGUAUAGCAAUUCUAAUUCCAUCUUGUCUUCCUUCUGCUAUACCAAGCCAGGUAUUAUCAAAUAAUAAGAGAGCUUCAGCCUCAACUUGCUUAAAUUCUGCAUCUUCACGGAAUUGUUGGAAUGGUAAAUAUUCGAUUGAUACAGAUUCGGAGGAGGCAUGGCCAAAUACUGGGGUUGUUGUUGCUUAUACUCUUAUCAUAAAAAACCAGACUAUGUCACCCGACGGUACACCAAGAUGGAUGUUAGUAGUCAACGGCACUUACCCAGGUCCUACCAUUACUGCAAGUGAGUUCUUUCCAUUGUGGCCCCCGCUACCCAGUGCAAUGUUGGCUCAUCUCUUCACAGACUGGGGUGAUACACUGGAAAUUACUGUUGUCAAUCAAAUAAUCACAGACGGUGUAAGCAUUCACUGGCACGGGAUUGUCCAGAAAAAUACUAAUACCAUGGAUGGUGUGAAUGGAAUAACAGAAUGUCCAAUUCCACCAGGCUCAUCCAAAGUCUACAAAUUUCUCGCAACCCAGCACGGUACCUCUUGGUAUCACUCCCACCAUGCAGCCCAAUAUGGCGAUGGAGUUCUUGGAAGUAUCGUCAUAAACGGUCCUGCUUCGCUGAACUAUGACUACGAUCUCGGUCCACUGCCAAUUACUGAUUUCUAUUAUAAGUCUACUUAUGAAGAAGGCCUUCUCUCUGUUAGUAAAGGUCCUCCAAAAGCAGACAAUGGCCUCAUAAACGGAACGAACCGAAACCCUCACAAAACCGCUGGAGCGUACAAUCAGGUAUCAGGACUAGUUCCAGGAGCAAAAUAUCGUUUACGAAUCAUCAACACGAGUAUAGACAAUCAUUUUCAAGUCACUUUAGACUCUCACUCUUUUCAAGUGAUUCAAACUGAUUUCGUACCGAUCCAGCCCUACACUACCAACACCAUCUUCAUAGCAAUUGGCCAACGAUAUGAUGUAAUCAUUACAGCUGAUCAAACGCCUUCUAAUUACUGGUUCAGAGCCAUUGUUCCCAAACCUCCGAUACAAAAGGGGUUUGGCUGCGGUCAAAAUGCCAAUAAUGGGUCUAUCAAAGCCAUUUUCUCGUAUCAGGGUGUCGAAUCAUCGGAGCCAGAUUCCAAAUCUUUUCUUAUACCCCAAAGCUGUGAAGAUGAGACUCACCUAGUCUCCUGGCAUGAAAAAUCUGUGCCCGAGAAUGAAUUCUUGUGGCCUACUGCCCAAGAAUUAAUUGUUACAGGGCCAGGUAGUAAUUCGGUUCCAAAAGUACCUGCACCAUAUGUCUGGAGUAUCAAUGAUACAUACAUGGAAAUUGAGUGGGAUAAGCCCACGCUCCAAUAUGUUGCCCAAGGAAACAAGAAUUAUAACGUACACCAGAGUAUCAUUGAACUUCCAGAUGCAAAUGUAUGGACAUUCUGGAUCAUCAAAAAUGCUGCCGCGAUACCACACCCUAUUCAUCUUCAUGGUCACGACUUUUACAUUUUAGGACAGGAGAAUGGGGUCAAUUUCACAGACAAAUCUAGUUUGAACUUUGCUAAGCCUGCUCGGCGUGAUGUAGCCAUGCUUCCAGCUCUCGGAUACUUAGUUAUUGCAUUUGUUACGGAUAAUCCUGGGGCUUGGUUAUUACAUUGUCAUAUCGCGUUCCAUGUCGGGGAGGGGCUUGCGCUUCAAUUCCUAGAACGUGAAUCAGAAAUUGCGCAAAGAGUAAAUCUUUCCACUGUAGAUGCGGGUUGCAAGAGGUGGGAUACAUGGUAUAGUAUCGAGCGGGUUGAUAAUGCUUGGAACACAGAAUUUGAUUCGGGUAUUUAA
Molecule: messenger RNA, 1824 nt
Organism: Botrytis byssoidea
Lineage: Eukaryota; Fungi; Ascomycota; Leotiomycetes; Helotiales; Sclerotiniaceae
Exons: 3
Coding region: 1-1824 (607 amino acids)
Molecular function (GO): oxidoreductase activity; copper ion binding
Source: RefSeq, a predicted model, not a curated record